AGACGAGCGGCACACUCGGACGAUCGGGACGGAUUGGAGGUGUCCGGGGAGGUCCGGGGUAUUUUUGGUCUUGCGACAUUCUGCGUCAAUCGACCAGCAUCGCUCAAGCGUUCAACUUGUUCCCCUCCUCUCACACUCUUUCUUUGCCGCAUCCUUUUCUUUUCCUUUCACGCGAUACCUACUUUGAAAUCCAGCAAGAGGACUAGUCCGCAUUAGCACGAUGUCGCAAGGGAAGAAACCGCUACCAUUCGCUGUGACCUUCACCGCAGGAGCGAUUGCCGGGAUAUCUGAAAUUUUGACGUUCUAUCCUCUCGAUGUUGUCAAGACGCGCAUGCAGCUAGAGACAGGAAAGUCCCAGCAUGGGCUUGUGGGUUCAUUCCGGAACAUCAUAAAGGAAGAAGGGUUUGGGCGGUUGUAUAGAGGCCUUGUUCCCCCAUUACUCCUUGAGGCGCCUAAGCGCGCUACCAAAUUUGCCGCAAAUGACUUUUGGGGCAAGACCUUCAAAAAUCUCUCUGGCCAGACACAGAUGACCCAAAAUCUCUCGAUCAUCACGGGCUGCACCGCUGGCGCAACGGAAAGUUUUGUUGUUGUGCCUUUCGAACUGGUCAAGAUCAAGCUGCAGGAUAAAUCCAGUACGUUCGCGGGUCCGAUUGAGGUUGUUAAGCAGAUUGUCAGGAACGACGGAGUGCUCGGUCUGUAUGCUGGUAUGGAAGCUACGUUCUGGAGGCAUUUCUGGUGGAACGGAGGAUACUUCGGUUCAAUAUUCCAAGUUAGGGCAAUGAUGCCGAAGGCAGAGUCCCCUCAAGGAGAGCUGUUCAACAACUUCAUAUCCGGUUCCGUUGGUGGUUUCAUUGGUACAGCUGUGAACACACCAUUUGAUGUUGUGAAAUCCCGUAUACAAGGCACGGCUAAAGUUCCUGGCGUCGUUCCCAAGUAUAACUGGACAUACCCCGGCAUUGUGACUAUAUUCCGAGACGAGGGCGCCGCCGCGCUCUACAAAGGCUUCGUGCCCAAGGUCUUGCGACUCGCCCCGGGCGGUGGUGUGCUCUUGCUCGUGGUCGAGUUCACACUAGACGUUUUCAGGAAAGCUCUCGGUCCCCCUUAUUUGUAACAGUAAUUGCUCUUUGUUUGUGUGGUAUAGGGUCGUUGUGAUACAUUGGGGUUGAUCUGUCG
This is a messenger RNA of Heterobasidion irregulare TC 32-1, 1173 nucleotides long. Its product is annotated as mitochondrial carrier protein. NCBI's taxonomy places the organism in Eukaryota, Fungi, Basidiomycota, Agaricomycetes, Russulales, Bondarzewiaceae. The record is from RefSeq and is a predicted model, not a curated record. The transcript has 14 exons. The coding region runs from base 221 to 1111 and encodes 296 amino acids.